Molecule: messenger RNA, 2186 nt
Organism: Micropterus dolomieu (smallmouth bass)
Lineage: Eukaryota; Metazoa; Chordata; Actinopteri; Centrarchiformes; Centrarchidae
Exons: 5
Coding region: 467-1504 (345 amino acids)
Cellular component (GO): nucleus
Source: RefSeq, a predicted model, not a curated record
AGUGAGGUCACAUGAACUAAGUGCUUCAUUAGCCAUUUGCGACUCUAACGUAGCAUUAGCUAACGUUGUCUUGCUGCAAAGAGGGCUAACCUAGUGUGUGCUGUUGUGUAACAUUAGACCUAAACUAGCUAACUAAGUAUAUGUUACACUGUAUGAGGAAAUUUUAGAUGUUAGUCGUUAAAAUAGUCAGGGCAAUGUAAGUAAAGGUAUCAUUUGACUUUAGCUACGUGCUCUAAAUAUAGCUAGCUAACUAACGUUAGGCUGUCGCGUGUGUAAAGCGACAUCGACGUCCAUUGUUCAUUCACUCUCUGCACUGACAUUGUUAUCAUAACGCUAAACCUGCUCUAUUUCCUUGCUGUGAUGUGAGAACAGUUAACUUAGACACAUGCAUACCGACAGCUGGAGAAGUUGAAGCACAGCCGAGAUUACAAAGCAGCUGGAUACCUAUUGACACUGUGUGUGGAGGAUGUCUUCACCAAUAUACUACAACCAAGACAGUGUUACUCGCUUCAAGAAAAGAAAAGCUCGUUUCUCUUUCAGUGAAGUCCACAUACUGUUGGAUGAAGUGAGGAAGCAUCGUAUGGUGGUUGUGGGCAAAUUCAAUCGUGGUGUGCCAACAGACAUGAAGAAGCGCACAUGGGCAGAGAUUACUGCACGUGUCAAUGAGAUUGGGGAGUGCCAACGCGAGGUCAUUGAGGUCAUCAAGAAAUGGUCCGAUCUAAAGUGUGACACCAAGCGGAAAGUGGGAGCCAUGCGGUCAGGGACAGUGCCCAACAGGGGCCUCAACUCACGUCUUUCCAGAGACCUUAAUCAGACAGAGAAAAUCGUGCUCCAGAUUCUGGAGAUGGAUGAGGAAGACCAGAGCACGGGUGAUUUUGGCCCACUUGGAGAUGACGACGAUGUGCCAGAGGAGGAGGAAGAAAUGGAAGAGGAGGAUAUGAUUGGAAUGCAGAGUUCUCCUAACGGUGGGCUGGACAUGGCGACGAUGCCCCCACCAACCUCCUACUCAAUGAGGGACUCGCAACCUGCAUUUGAUGUGCAGUAUGAAGUACCUGCAGCAGAAGAUGCUGAAGGUGCAUUUGGAGACUCAGACGAUGACCAAAGGGAUGACGUGCUUCCUUCCACUCAUGCGGCAAAAACAGAAGAUCACCUAGGAAACAACGGCAUCCAGAAACAAGGACAAACUCAGACGUCCUCCGGACCUUCAACGUCAACGGCCACGCUUCCCACGCCCGGCCAGCCACCACAGAACACGAGAGACAGCAUGCUACAUAAUGCAUCGCUGAGCCUUCAGGAGCAGCACACCACCAACAAUCUGCUGGAGACGGUUUCACGCUCCCUAGAGCUUCUAUCUGAGUCUGUGCAGCAGCUGGCAGAGACUCAGCAGGAGUUCGUGCGUGAGUCUCUGCUGCUCCAGCGGGAGACGGUGCAGGUUCUUAGAGACUUCACAGGUGGAGCCAUUGCACUAAUGCAUGACAAACUGAAUGGACGGCCAGCAUUAUAGCAACAAAGUGUCAGAAAGAGAUGUUAAGUUGUAUCACUGACUACAUACAUGGCCUUCAGGUGCAGGAACCUUUAAGUUCCUUUGGACUCCACCGCUGGUUACUGUACUUUUUGAUAGUACUCAACAGAUUUUCUGUGGUUAUAUUUUAAAAAUGCAUUCGUAGAAACAUUGUAUUGACGGAAUUGCUGUCUGUGGGUUACAUGAAAGUUGAUUGAGAAAAUAAUGUUAGCGGUAAAGAAAGAACACAUGGAGGGUUUUUGUUUUAAUUUUAUUUUUUUGCUACUGAAGUGAGAUUCCUACCACUUGUGUUGUAAUACAUUUUUUUUAUUAAGCAUACACCACAUUUAAAGCCUUUACAUUCUUUUAUUGUUGACAUGCAAAGAAUGAGUCUUUAAUUUUGAAGUCUGUCAAAUCCAUUUGUGUGUCUGUGUAUAAGAUGUAGUUGGAUCAGUGUCUGGAGGAUUAUCACAUGUACUGUAAUGGUGAGUGGAUUUCUGCACCUGACCAUUAUAUGGUCUAUACGUCUGAAAGCUAAACAUGGUGUGUUAGAUACUUUGAAAAUACCUGUAACUGAAUAAUAUGUGAUUGUCUGAUUUUGUUUUUUACACUGCAAACAUGAACACUUGAAUAUGAAAGUUUCAAUAAUUUCUUUCAAAUAUGGAAUAAACCCCUCGUAUUUAAA